Molecule: messenger RNA, 3219 nt
Organism: Sparassis crispa
Lineage: Eukaryota; Fungi; Basidiomycota; Agaricomycetes; Polyporales; Sparassidaceae
Product: DNA excision repair protein ERCC-6-like 2
Exons: 30
Coding region: 1-3219 (1072 amino acids)
Molecular function (GO): ATP binding; ATP-dependent chromatin remodeler activity
Source: RefSeq, a predicted model, not a curated record
AUGCCCGCAGCUCGCGACCAUAUUGACAGGGAAAAAGUGCCUGUUUCACCUAAAUUCGUGCAUUCUGCCCCGAUUCCGCUAGAACCAGACUCUGACCCUGAUUUUAAUCCUGGGGCUUAUGUAUGUGAGCCUCCAAAGAAGGGGCGAAAGUCGCGGAAAACUGCUAGUCCGAAGGGGCAUAACCUACCGAGAGACGCCCUUGACAGCACAGGAACCGAAAAAAGGACCAGAAAGCAAACUACUCAACGGCAUGGUUCUACUUCGCAGAACCCGUUAUUGGAAUAUUUCGGUGAACUUGUGAAUGACUUGGGUUUGGAGUUAGCUUCAGAAGACGAGGGCAAGAAGGACGAUGAGCUCGACGACCCCGAUGUUUUUGCAGAUAACGAGGAAGAUGAAGAGCAAGUGGAAGAGCAAGAAGGAGAGGAAGCGCAUGGUCUCAAGACAUACACUGCUCUCAUCAGGGAGUCCCAGUCACAGGCGCAGUCAGCGGCAGAAGACUCCGCUACAGAAUCAGAGACAGAACCAGACGACGAUACACCUAUCGCGCCCGCCACUUCCAGUCUGCUGAAGCGGAAAUCCACAACGCCACCCAGCGGAGCUCCAAGGCCGCCUUCGAAGAAGGCCAAGACUGAGAGCCCAGACGAUUCCGUUACAGAGCCCGAGUCGGACGAAGACCCCAAUGCCUCUGUGGCUAGGUUCAAAUCUCGAGAAGAUAAACCUGUUGGCAAGAGAUCACCCUCUGACUCAGUGACUGAAUCUGAGACCGAGUCUGAGUCUGAGGCCGAACUGUCGGAUUCUGAAGACAUGCUUAACGGAAAGGAAUCACAUACGCUCCAUCCUAGGCCAACUUUUCCGUUGAAACCUAAGCAGAAACUUCUUGGGCCACUUGUUCUCGACAGUUCUCAUGAGGUUCCUGCUCGUAUCAACACAUUCCUCAGAGAGUAUCAACGCGGUGGCGUGCGCUUCUUUUGGGAGCGCUACGCUGAUGAUAAGGGCGGAAAAACAAUACAAGUGAUCUCGUUCCUCUCUGCCAUCAUGCAGAAGCAUGGCGAUGAGCGCGAUAUCGAGCGACGCCGUAAACAUGUCUCAGACGUCCAGGACAUAAGCAAGGACUGGAAGGAGCGCAGAAUACUCCCUCCUGCGAAUGCGACAUGGCCCACUUGUUUGAUUAUUGCCCCCAGCAGCGUGGUGGGGAAUUGGGAGAGGGAGUUUGAGACGUGGGGCUACUUCGAAGUUGGGAUGUAUGUUGGUACACCCUCAGCGAGAGCAGAUGUCCUGAACGACUUCAGAAUGGGAAGACUGGACGUAGUUCUGACAUCCUUCGAUGUGGCUCGGCGAGACAUAGAACUCCUUGACGAGCUGGCUUGGUCAUGUGUCAUCAUUGACGAGGUUCAUCGUGUGAAAAACCCAAAUUCGAAGAUCACAAAGGCAUUCAGCCAGUUCGAAUGUUCGAUCCGGUUUGGACUUACCGGAACGGCGAUUCAGAACUCGUAUUUGGAGCUAUGGAACAUUUUGAAUUGGACAAAUCCCGGCUUGGUGGGCACCAAAGGCCAAUGGGAAGGAUACGUCGUGAAACCUCUGACGGUCGGCCAGAGCAAGACUGCCUCGGACGAGGAGCACAUGAAGGCUGCCCUUGUUGCAAAAAUACUGAAGGAGAAGCUGCUACCGAAAUUUUUCCUUCGAAGGACCAAAUUUAUCAUCAAAGAUCAGCUUCCAAAGAAGAUAGAUGAAGUGGUAUUCUGUCCAUUAACUACGAAACAGACCGAAGUAUAUAAACGGAUCAUCAAUAUGGAAACCGUACAGAACCUCAUACGGAAGGACGAGCCCUGUGACUGCGGUUCGAGAGAAUCGCGGAAAAGGUGCUGUCACCCGUUUGACAAGGGUGACUUAUUCAAGUAUAUGUCAACUCUGAUCAAGGUCUCCAACCAUCUCGCUCUGAUCUUGCCCUCUCCGACGGAUACCGCCGAACAGACUGCUCGAAAUCGAGAGUUGGCCCGGGUUGCAUUCCAGGGCGAAGCUGUACCAAAGUACGGCCCUGCAAUACUGACCCCACGCUUCUGCGGAAAAUGGAUGGUAUUGGAGACAUUGCUGGAGGAAUGGAAGAAAGACUCAACUAAUAAAGUCUUAAUUUUCACGAAGUCAGUCAAAUUACUGGAAAUGCUGGAGUUCCACCUUGGGUCUCUUAGCCUGGGCUUUGUAAAGCUAGACGGUUCUACAAAGCAGUCUGAACGUAUGUCGAUAAUCGACAAGUUCCACGAAGACCCAGACAUCGUUAUUUUCUUGAUAUCCACGCUUGCGGGAGGAACCGGCCUUAACUUGACUGGAGCGAACAAAGUGGUUAUCUUUGAUCCCAACUGGAAUCCUGCGCAUGAUUUGCAAGCAAUGGACCGUGCCUAUCGCUUUGGCCAGACCAGGGAUGUUUCUGUGUAUCGGUUGUUGGGUGCAGGUUCCAUUGAGGAGUUAAUAUACGCGCGCCAAGUCUACAAACAGCAACAGAUGCUGGUCGGAUAUAAUGCGAGUUUACAGACCAGAUAUUUCGAAGGUGUUCAAGGUGAGAAAAACAAGCAGGGUGAACUGUUUGGGAUGAAGAACAUCUUCAAAUUGCAUGAGCAUACAUCGACCACGAAGAUGGCGAUUGAACGAGCGAGCCUUGUGGAUCUUGAUUGGGCUUUGGCACACUUAGACGCAAAGAAGAAGAGAAAAUCAAGCCCUUCGGCCUCGCAAUGGGUGUACGAGGCGGAGGCAAAAGGCGGCAAAGAAUAUGGAGAUCUUAGUGGUCUCGGUGCAUUACUUCUGGACGAUAGUACGCCGAAGCUCGAUGACCAAAAUUCAGAUAUCCAGAAGACACUGAACGACAUCGGCAUCAACUACACUCACCGAAACGAGGAUCUUAUCGCUGAGAGCGCCAUUGAAGGACAACGACUACAAGCAAUGAUUGAGGAGAAGAAGAAGGCUAAGAAGAAAGCAAACAUUCAACAGAAAGAGGCGGCGGACAAAUCUCCGGAGCCCGAGUGGCCACCAAAGCGGAAGCAUCACAAGCCUCCACUCACUCCUCGGGACAAGUUGUUUGCACGCCAGUUGGCCUUGAUUCAAUUAGGCAUGAUUAAGACUGCUUCUGAUCUUUCUGGGUUCGCUCAGCAAUUUGCCAGGAAGACGCCGGAAGAACAGAACGAUAUAUUAGCUCAGUUGGAUGCACAUGCGAAGAAACACCACAUCUAG